Molecule: messenger RNA, 3453 nt
Organism: Alligator mississippiensis (American alligator)
Lineage: Eukaryota; Metazoa; Chordata; Crocodylia; Alligatoridae
Gene: CAMK2A
Product: calcium/calmodulin dependent protein kinase II alpha
Exons: 19
Coding region: 382-1851 (489 amino acids)
Biological process (GO): protein phosphorylation
Cellular component (GO): neuron projection; cytoplasm
Molecular function (GO): ATP binding; calmodulin binding; calcium/calmodulin-dependent protein kinase activity
Source: RefSeq, a predicted model, not a curated record
UUUGUUUUUUUUAAAACCCACCUUUUCCCCCCCAAAAGUGUCCUGCCCGUCCCCAGCUGGGAUGCAGUUUCCACGACCACAGAGCCAGGGCGUUGAAGAGCUGCAAGUGGCAGCAAAAGCAGGUGUUUGGGAAGCAGUUGCCCGGGCAACAGAAACAGGGCGUUCCAGAGGUAGUUGCCAUGGGGACCUGGAUGCUGACGAAGGCUUGUGAGGCUGAGAAGACAAAUUGCCCUCAUCAUUAUCUCCAGGCUUGUCAAUCAAACCUAUUCCCUUAUUUACCUCGGAGAGGAGAGAGCACCAGGAGCAAGAAGAGACCAGGAGCACGAGAGGAGCGGCACUCGCACAAAACUCCAGGCCGGCGAGGGAGCCCCAGCCUCCAGGAUGGCAACCAUCACCUGCACCCGGUUCACCGAGGAAUACCAGCUCUUCGAAGAACUGGGCAAAGGUGCUUUCUCAAUUGUCCGGAGAUGUGUGAAGGUGCUGUCGGGACAGGAGUAUGCAGCCAAGAUCAUAAACACCAAGAAGCUGUCUGCCAGAGAUCACCAGAAGCUGGAGCGGGAGGCUCGCAUCUGCCGUCUUCUGAAGCAUCCUAACAUAGUGAGACUCCAUGACAGCAUAUCGGAGGAGGCGCACCACUACCUGAUAUUUGAUCUCGUCACAGGCGGGGAGCUGUUUGAGGACAUCGUGGCCAGAGAGUACUACAGUGAAGCGGAUGCCAGCCAUUGCAUUCAGCAGAUCCUGGAAGCCGUCCUGCAUUGUCACCAGAUGGGGGUGGUGCAUCGGGAUCUAAAGCCGGAGAACCUGCUGCUGGCAUCCAAGCUGAAGGGGGCUGCGGUCAAGCUCGCUGACUUUGGCCUCGCCAUUGAGGUAGAGGGUGAUCAGCAGGCCUGGUUUGGUUUUGCAGGCACCCCGGGGUACCUUUCCCCAGAAGUGCUCCGGAAGGACCCUUAUGGCAAGGCGGUGGACCUGUGGGCGUGUGGAGUCAUCCUCUACAUUCUCCUGGUUGGGUAUCCACCUUUUUGGGAUGAGGAUCAGCAUCGACUCUACCAGCAGAUCAAAGCUGGGGCCUACGAUUUCCCUUCGCCUGAGUGGGAUACAGUCACCCCAGAAGCAAAAGACCUCAUCAACAAGAUGCUGACAAUCAACCCCUCCAAGCGCAUCACGGCAGCCGAGGCUCUGAAGCACCCCUGGAUAUCGCACCGUGCCACCGUGGCAUCCUGCAUGCACAGACAGGAGACGGUGGACUGCCUGAAGAAAUUCAACGCCAGAAGGAAGCUGAAGGGAGCUAUUCUCACGACCAUGCUGGCGACCCGCAAUUUUUCUGGAGGGAAAAGCGGCGGCAACAAGAAGAACGAUGGCGUCAAGAAAAGAAAGUCCAGUUCCAGCGUUCAGUUAAUGGAGUCUUCGGAGAGCACCAACACCACCAUCGAAGAUGAAGACACCAAAGUAAGGAAGCAAGAGAUCAUCAAAGUGACGGAGCAGCUGAUCGAAGCAAUAAGCAACGGAGAUUUUGAGUCCUACACGAAGAUGUGCGACCCCGGGAUGACUGCCUUUGAGCCGGAGGCGCUAGGAAACCUGGUGGAAGGGCUGGAAUUCCAUCGAUUCUACUUUGAGAACCUGUGGUCCAGGAACAGCAAGCCGGUGCACACCACCAUCCUGAACCCGCACAUCCACCUGAUGGGCGACGAGUCCGCCUGCAUCGCCUACAUCCGCAUCACGCAGUACGUGGACGCCGGCGGCAUCCCGCGCACGGCCCAGUCCGAGGAGACCCGUAUCUGGCACCGCCGCGAUGGCAAAUGGCAAAUCGUUCACUUCCACAGAUCUGGAGCGCCUUCCGUCCUACCGCACUGAAGCGCUGGCCACCUGAGCUGGGUUUAUCACUGCCUCGUUGCAAAGGGGAGACCCCCCCCUUCUCUUCACCUAUGGACUUGGCUGUUGGUUCUACCGCGUGGUUUUGCUGGAAUCCCUCUCUCACCCCCCUGCCCCAUCCCAGGCUCCUCACCAAAAACACCGCCGUGAGCACGCAUGGGACACACGCCCCUUCCCCCCCGCACGGCCCUCUGGCAGUUCUCGGGCAAAGCCUGUGCAUGGACCCGGCUUCCUUUGCUUGAAACAAUCCUCUGCAAGAAGAAUAGCGAACGGGAAACGAUCGACCAAGUGGCCGGCAAUACGGAGCGGGUCUGGGUAAAGGCUUCCACCCACCUCCCCGCAGGAUUCCCCCCUCCUCACCACGUUUCUCCUAGGACGGGACAGGACUCACCCCGGCUUCGCUCCCGUCUCUGCCCAGGAGCCUCCAGGGACGGGGGCAACCGAGAGAUGCGGGUGGGAGCUUCAAGCGGCUUGCUCUGUGCCAGCAGAGGUCUGGGGUCACCGUCUCUCCGCGCCGGUGGCUUUUGUCCACGUGAGGUCCAGGUACCUGAUCUGAUGCUACAAAUGUGCUGCUCCCCCUCCAGGACUCUGCCUCUCAACUCCUAAGUUUCUUUGUCACGCCAGCGGCUGAAGGACAUCAGCUUAAACCGGUGCCAAAUCCAACUCCCUCCCUUUCCCCCCUCCAACCCUCACCCCGCAACCUGCCUAGGGCAAGGAGGGUUUUCUUUUGAUGGGUGAGCAGAAUAUAGCCUUUAUUCUCUCUUCCUAGAAGCAGUCGGUGGGUAGCCCUGGCCCAGCCAAUCCGCCCACUGAUUUGGGCGUCCAAAGUUUCCCCUUUCUUCCGCUGGAGGGGGGACUAGAGAUGUUGAAAGAGCAAAGAAGACACCCCUUUUGAAUACUUGAUCAGCACAGCGAGGUACCUGAGCACCACCGGAGCGGGGGACCCGGGGCUCUGAGCACAGGGCAGGUAUUGCCACAGCCCCGGGUUUGGUGCGGUAGACGGCUUUUCUUCCACGCAUGUUAUUAUCCACUCCCGACUCCAUGACGGGUUUGCCUCCUAGCACGAGAUGGUCACUGCCAUCCUCCGGCAGAUUUGAGGUGGUCUCCUUUACCCCUGGCCGACUUCAAACCCCACUCCCCAGACCUGCUGUUGAAUGUAUGCCUUUGUCCCUUGCACAGAGCUCCUCCGAGCUUCCCCUCCGAGCCUUGGUUUUCCUCUUCAUGUCGAAGACCUCCACGAACCUCCAAGCCAAGACCCUUCCUUUAAAAGAGCUUCAGUGCCAAGGCCAGUGCCAAGGAAACAGAGCUGGCCAUUGAUUCGAGACGUGAAAAAAAAACAAACCCAACCACACGACACCUUCCAGCAAAGAUGGAGAAUGCAAGCUUUAGUAAUAAAACUUUGGGGAAUCUGAUCAUGCUUUCAAGAAACAAAGGAGCCUUUAGCUAUCUCUUCUACUUUGAGCGCAUGCCUUUUUAUAGGGGGGGAAGGGGAAUAACAAACCUACCGUGUAUUUCGUAAAUUGAUUUGGAGUAUUUGCUGAAAUGGAUCUUUAUGUAAUAACUAGAAAUAUCAAAUGUUUCGGG